AUGGCGGAACGACUGGAGCAGCGCUACUGCAUCAAAUUUUGCCAUAAACUGGGCGACAACCAAGUGGAAACCAUUUCGAAGAUUCAGACGGCUUUCGGUGACGAUGCUAUGAGCAGAACACAGCUUAAGGAGUGGUACAACCGGUUUAAAGACGGCCGCACACCGGUAGAGAGCGAGCCACGCUACGGUCGGCCAUCAAAAUGCCGAAAUGACCAGGUCAUUGCCGAAGCGAAUGCGGUGGUGAUGCGGGACCGUCGUGUGACUAUCCGAGAAAUUGCGAAAGAGGUGGGCAUCAGCACUUUUUCUGCACAAUCCAAUAUGACCGAAGAUUUGGCCAUGAAGAGAGUUGCGGCGAAAUUCGUGCCGAAGCUGCUCACGGUGGAGCAAAAGCAACUUCGUGUUGAAGUCUCAGAGGACAUACUGGAUUCCACAAACAGUGACCCCGACUUCACGAGCACCAUAAUCACUGGUGACGAGUCUCGAGUGUACGAGUACGAACCUGAAAGCAAAUCCCAGUCGUCACAGUGGAAGCAUUCCAAGUCACCUAGACCAAACGUGGCGCGUGACCUGAGCUCGUCGUGGUUCCUCGUGAACACCGCCACGGUGUCCUACUUCCGCGUCCAGUACGACGCGAACAACGUGGCCCUCCUGACGCACCAGCUGCUGACAGAUCACACGGCCCUGACCGACACCGCCAGGGCCAUCUUCCUCGAUGACAUGGUCGCGCUGACCGUCAGGCGGAUGGUGUCAGUCGAUGCCCUCGUGGGACUGCUCACGUAUCUGCAGAAGGAGGAGAGCUGCACGGUGUGGCACUUGUACUCUGAGACUGCCCUCAAGGCCUUGGAGCAGUUCUCCGGUCGAACCGAGUACAGGCCCUUCUACCUGAGGAACCAGGAACUCUGCGUCCUCUUGCAGCUGGAGCCCACCAUCGGCGGGUGCCUUGAAGUGAUGCGUCGGAAGACGUGCUGCAAUUUCAUCACGUGCACUACGCCCCACAACACUGCGCCUAAAUAG
Dermacentor andersoni is the source of this 1014-nucleotide messenger RNA. The record is from RefSeq and is a predicted model, not a curated record. NCBI's taxonomy places the organism in Eukaryota, Metazoa, Arthropoda, Arachnida, Ixodida, Ixodidae.